Messenger RNA from Larimichthys crocea (large yellow croaker), 3849 nucleotides. RefSeq names its product endosome-lysosome associated apoptosis and autophagy regulator family member 2a (gene elapor2a). Gene Ontology annotation, biological process: positive regulation of BMP signaling pathway. The record is from RefSeq and is a predicted model, not a curated record. Gene Ontology annotation, cellular component: membrane. NCBI's taxonomy places the organism in Eukaryota, Metazoa, Chordata, Actinopteri, Sciaenidae. The transcript is spliced from 22 exons. The coding region runs from base 232 to 3234 and encodes 1000 amino acids.
GGAAGUCUUCGUUUAUUCUACCCAGCUUGGUUUGGAUGAGGCAGCCCUGGAGCGCACAGUCUGAGGAUAAUCGCAGGUGGUAAGGGUUACAAUCUGCCGACAAGAGGCGACAGAAGCAGGUGUCGAUUUGUAUCCGACUGAGCAUUAAUCCGGCUCAGAUUUAUGAGAAUUUCUCCCCCCUGGACCGAGGCUGUUGUGUCUUUCUUUUUUCCUCCCCCUCGAUGAUCCACAAUGCGGUCUUCGGCUUGGUUCGUCGCCAGUUGCGCUCUCAUCCUCUGCACGCUCCGGUUGAUUGACGGGGCCAAAGGACAGCGGCAGUGUAGUGAGACGGACUACUACUAUGAGUACACAGAGUGUGACAGCACAGGAUCUCGAUGGAGAGUGGCCAUCCCGCAGAAACCUGGGUCCUGUACAGGAUUACCAGAGCCAGUACAUGGAACUGAGUGCACUUUCUCGUGUGAGGCUGGGGAGUUUCUGGAGAUGACGGCUCAGGAGUGUACCCAGUGUGCGGCAGGAAGCUAUUCCCUCGGCAGCGGCAUCCGCUUCGACCAAUGGGAUACCAUGCCUGCUGGAUUCAGUAGCCUGGCAACCUCGGUGGAAAACAAUCCCAGUGGAGAUGACAGACUCAGCUGCAACAGCUCUUCCUGGGUGCCUCAGGGAAACUAUUUGGAGUCCAACAGAGAUGAAUGCACAGUCUCUCUCAUCUAUGCUGUCCAUCUGAAGAAACAAGGCUCUGUCAGUUUUGAGUACCAGUAUCCAGACAACAACCUGCUGUUUGAAUUCUUUAUCCAGAAUGACCAGUGUCAGGAGAUGGAUCAGUCUGCUGAUACCAAGUGGCUCAAGCUUACCAAUCAUGGUGAAUGGGCGACUCAUACGGUGAAUCUGAAAUCAGGCACUAACAUCCUGUACUGGAGGACAGGUGGAGUCCUGAUGGGUACGAAAGUGGUGAAGCCUGUUUUGCUGAAAAAUUUUCAAAUAGAAGGCGUCGCCUACACAUCAGAGUGUUUCCCAUGUAAGCCGGGGACAUUCAGCCAUGUUCCAGGCUCCUCCACAUGUGAUCCCUGUCCUCGGGACACCUACUCUGGCCACGGUGCAAGCUCCUGCACUCCCUGUAACACUACCACUCAGUAUGCAGGUGAGGGAUCUGUGGUGUGUAAGGACAGACCUCCUUGCUCCAAGAAGGACUAUUUCCAGAUCCACACUGCAUGUGACCACGAAGGAAAGACACAGAUCAUGUACAAGUGGAUUGAACCUAAGAUCUGUCUGGUGGAUGUGGCUGGAGCUGAACCACUGCCUGAAAGUGGAAAACGAGAGCCCUGCCCCCCCUGUAACCCUGGUUUCUAUAACAAUGACACAGCCACCUGCUCACCAUGCCCACCUGGGACCUUUUCUGAUGGGAUGAAACCAUGUCAGCAGUGUCCGGCAGGCACUGAGCCCAACUUAGGUUACGAGUAUAAAUGGUGGAAUAUUCUUCCUACAAACAUGAAAACCUCCUGUUUCAAUGUGGGCAACUCCAAAUGUGACAAUAUGAAUGGCUGGGAGGUGGCAGGUGAUCAUAUCCAGAGUGGAUCAGGAAGCUCGGAUAAUGAUUACCUCAUCCUCAACAUCCAUGUUCCUGGCUUCAAGCUCCCUACAUCUAUGUCAGGCCACUCUGUGACAGAGUUUGGUCGCAUCACAUUUGAAUUUGAAAUUUCAUGCAUAGCCGACUGUGAGCUCUACUUUAUGAUGGAUGUAAACAGGAAGAGUACUACAGUGGUGGAAUCAUGGGAAAGAAAUAAAAAAAGACAGUCCUACACACACAUUAUGACAAAGAAUGCCUCGGUUUCCUACACAUGGGCUUUCCAGAGGACUAACCAACCUUCAGAUGUACGUAAAUAUGUCAACGACGUGGCACGAAUCUACUCCAUCUCAGUGAGUAACGCUGUUGAUGGGGUUUCCUCUAGCUGCCGGGCUUGUGCCCUCAGCACCCAACCCUCCAGCUCUACGUGUGUGCCGUGCCCACCUGGACAUUACAUAGAUGCGCACACCAGCCAAUGCACAGAAUGUCCACCUAACACGUACCUCGCUUCUCAUGCCACACCCGGUCCUGAUGCCUGCAAACCCUGCGGACCAGGCAGCAAGAGCGACAAGGACCACAGUUUAUGUUACAGUGACUGCCACUUCACCUACACAGAGGGCAACGUCUCCCUGACAUAUGACUUCAGCAACCUUGGAUCUGUGGGAUCGUUGAUGAACGGUCCAAGCUUUACCUCUAAAGGAACCAAGUACUUCCACCAGUUCAAUAUCAGCCUGUGUGGAAAACAGGGUCAGUCUGCCGUAUGCACAGACAAUGUAACGGACCUAUCCGUCACCGACUCCCAGAGAGAGAAAGGCGAAGGAGCCAAUGGUGUCAAGACCUUCAUCUGUCAGUCAACAAUAAUCCCAGCUAGUGGACGAGGCUUCCACACAGCACUCUCCUCACAGUCCAUUAACCUGGCUGACACGUUCCUCGGAGUGACAGUAGAGGAUACACUUGAUAAAAUAACUCUGAGACCAGAUCUCUACCCCAAGACCUCUAAGAAAGUCCCUGAUGUCAACUUCUUCUACAGGUCCUUGGAGGCGACUUCAUCUUGUGAGUCAGGUCGUAGCGCCGUGGUGACACUUCGCUGUAACCCAGUGAAGAGUGUUAAAGGCGAUCUCUCAGUUCCCAGUCAGUGCCCGGCAGGAACAUGCAACGGCUGCACCUUCAAUUUCUUAUGGGAGAGCUCAGGAGCUUGUCCUACAUGCACAGAGAGAGACUACCAUCAGAUAGAAGGAGCUUGCAAGGGAGGACACCAGGACCUUCUGUAUGUGUGGACUGAGCCGAAGCUGUGUGUGGGAGGUGUGACGCUGCCUGAAAAGAAAACGUUGCCAUGCGAGGGUAUGGAGUUCUGGGUACGGCUCGGUGCAGGACUGGGUGUUUUCACUGCAGUACUGCUCGUCUCCCUCACCUGCUACUUCUGGAAGAAGAACAAAAGGCUGGAGUACAAGUACUCCCGCUUGGUGAUGUCUGCCAAUAAGGAGUGUGAGAUGCCAGGAGCUGACAGCUGCGCUGUGAUGGAGGGAGAGAAUGAAGGAGACAUGGAGGAUGAAGUUGUGUACACAAAACCGUCACUACUUGGCAAACUCAAAGCCAUAGCAUCCAAGGGGAACGGAGAGAACUAUGAACAUGUGCAGCUAAACUCGUCUCAUCCGAAAGCUCUGGUGUGGAGCUAGAGGGGUGGUAAAGUGAGGGGGAGAGAUCGGACCUUCGAGAGACUUUCCACUGAACAACCCCUUUAACCAACCACCCCCUUUAUGAGCUUUGGUACCUGGAAUACCAUCUGUAUGUACAUACAUACAGACACACACAUCAUGCACCUAGGGCCAGGUUCAGAGAAAUCACACGAACAUGGUGGCCUUAAAGCUUGGUACGACAGAGCCGUCCAACUCGAAGUGUAGUACUGUGAGGAGGUGUGUGUGUGAUAGACACUUCCUGCUAAUAUUCUGAUUCAAGCUGAUGUCAGAACGGCUGUUAGAAGAGCUCAGGUAUAAGACAAGGACCUAUUUAAGAGAUGUUUUGUUUAUAUUCAUUUCAGUCUGUGUAGUCUAAUAUUUCUUUAGACAUCCAUGGUGUAAUUUGCCAUCAGGAUCACCAUGGCAAGUGUGCCCAUCAUCCAUAGACGUUUACACAGACUGGUAUAUUCUGGCCAUAUAGAGCCUUUAUCUUCUCAUCUGUUUGUUCUGUUGCUUAGUUGACAUUAUUGUAAUGAGAUGUGUUCUGCUGGCAUUAAAGAUGAGAUGAGGUUGUGGUGUUGACUGUCCAUGUAUAUCAAAUAAAUUAUGAUGUAU